AUGUACAACAAAAUCGCUCAUGUCGUGGAUUGCUUCAACGUGCUCCCGAAUGAAUUGCUCGUACAAAUUCUCCUCCGGGCGGGCGACAUAGAACCUUCCACAGUGGAGCAAGAGUACCUUUUCGACAAAUGGCCGUUGACUCUCAGGGAAGUCUGCCGCCGCUGGAGGGAUAUUCUGGACAGUUGCCCCAAGUUUUGGGCUACUCUACUCGGCGUCGCGGCGGACGACGAAGCGUGGACCGCGAUGUUCGAAAGGGCGGGGAAUGCUCCUAUCUUCAUCAAUACCAUGAACAGAGUAUCGCUAGCAGCACAAGCGGCUGAGAUCGCCCGCGCUGGUCGGGUCCACGUAUCGAGAGACGAUGGAACCACGAGCUGGAACGACGUCCUAUCUCGCGCGGGCUCUCUUCCCAACCUCUCGGCCCUGCGUCUCGACAGAGCGCUUGCUGUGCGCUCCAACUCUACACCGCUCCAACUACGAGCCCCAAAUCUACUAUCUCUGGCCCUGGAUUGUGAAGGCGUUAUCGUAGCGCCUGCCCUGGACUCGAUAGAGUUCCUAUCCAUAUCACCAACGUUCCCGUCAUUCUUCCGCUCCGUCAUCGAAUCUUGCGGUGUACUCCGGGACGUCUCAAUUACGGCACGCGCCUGCGGGAAUUUCCGACUUUGGCAGGAAGUCUUCGUAGCACUCGACAGCACGCGUAUAACGUCUCUCACAGUGGCCCUGGCUGCGGUGAACGCCUUCUCGUCUCCGCCCGCUAUUUCUAUGGCCAGUCUCUUGCGCCUGAAGACAAACGUGCCAACCCCCAUAAUAUCCCCGUCCCUGUCCGAGCUCUUUGUCGACUGCGAUCUCAGUGAGAUGGCUUCUAUGUUAUGUGCACUACCCUCUAUUCGCAAGCUCGUCAUAGGAAAAUACGCGUACUGCCGGACAGGCCGAUUUUCAUUUCGAGACAACCGCAUUCCUGUCGUCAUUCUGCCUUACUGUGACAACAUCGUCUAUCAACCCCCGGCCACUCAAUACUUGACAGAGCUUCUGUCUAUUCUUCACGUGCCAAGACUUUCGAGGCUUCACCUCAAUGUCGAUUUGAGCGUUUUGUGGGGCGGUCACAGGGUCGAGUUCUAUGGGCGCGAAGAUUUCCCAGAAAACCCGGUUUCUACGACGAGGCCGACAUGGUCGAAUCGUCUGACUGAAUCGAUGGAAAUUUUAUCACCUCAUCUUGAAGACCUCUUUUUCAACGCAGUUACGCUCCGCAUACACGCGGCUCAGUCACGAUCCGGUCGAACGGUCGUCGAGUUUUCUGCUCGGGCCUCCUCUUCCACAAGCGAACAGGACUGCGCUGUUGUUAUGGAGGUCUCCGCCGAUCUCCUUACGUCGUCAGGCAGCAGGCAGGAUUACAAGUCACCGUUCUCGCCCAUCCUUUCCGCGUUCUGCUGGUCGUCCGUCACGACGAUCGAGCUGUCGUACCCCGAUGCUGUCUCUGGCCCGGACUACUGGCGUGAAGAUCCCGACCUCAUGUUUGGGGCCAUAGAAAACACCGGUAGACUGGCACAAGAUUUACUGAGGCGCACCAAGUCGCUCGAGACCCUCGUAAUCUGUGUCGUUGACAUAAUGGAGGAGGAAGGGAUACCCCUCUUGCGCUACAUGGUCGCUGACGGCCAGGCCAAUAUUCUGGUCCAUCUUCGCGAAAUAAGAUUGGUGGUCCGAAGUCCUGUCGGAGAGCGUGAUUGCGGUGAUUCGAGGUGGUGGACGGAUGUCAGGGCUUUUAUCACCGAGCGUAGGAUCACAUGCGGAUGUGCCGAAUGUUUGCCACUGCGUAUCGUCUUUGACGGCGCCGUUUUCUAUCCCGAUACGCUUGGACUUAGGGUACAGGAAUUGGCUGGUCUGGGAUGUGUAGUACAGUGCUUUUGA
Peniophora sp. CBMAI 1063 is the source of this 1902-nucleotide messenger RNA. NCBI's taxonomy places the organism in Eukaryota, Fungi, Basidiomycota, Agaricomycetes, Russulales, Peniophoraceae. The record is from the annotation of a GenBank genome assembly.